AUGGCUCAGUUGUGUGAAAAGUGUGUGAAGUUGCUUCAGGACUUUGUGUCCCUUGUGAAGAGGAUGUCCUCAAGUCUGAUACAGAACAUUAAGGAGUAUUUGAUUCUGAUAAGUGAAUGCUCUUGCCUAAAACGAAAGACCUCUGAAGCCAGACAGCUAUACAAACCUGUCCUUCUGCCACACGAAAAGGAGAUGGCGCGAGAGUUUCUACAGCACAUUGAAACAGGUUUUGAAAUGUCACCAUUUGGAAAGGACUCCCUGGAAGCUCUGAGGACCUUAGCAUUUUCAGAAAACCCUGGUUUACAGCAGUCUGCUGCUCUGUAUUACUUGCAUAUGAGUCAGCACUUGAGCACCCAUCUGCCUGCUGAGCAUUUGGAAUCCUAUUAUGCUUUACUGCAGUCCAGUGACAUGGAGGUUCAGCAGAUGUCUUCCUUGUCCCUCGUAAAUUUUUUGCUGGAAGGAAACAUAAACAAAGAACAAGUUGUCCAAAUGGGUUUACUUGAGCCAAUUCUGGAGCUGCUCGAGUCAGGGGACUCCACUGUCCAGUGCAACUCCUGUGCCUGCAUAAUGACUUUGGCUGUCUCAGAGUCCAACCGAGAGGCCAUCGGCUCAGCGGGAGUUAUACCCUUGCUGGCACUUGCCAACUCCUAUGAUCCUAGAGUCCAACAAAAUGCAGUUGGAGCUAUUCUCAACCUCACACGAUCAGAGCGGAUCCAGCAAGUCCUGUGCAGGGAAGGAGCCCUCCCUGUCCUCAUCCUGAUGUUAGAAUCUCCUGACUCAGAAGUACAGUAUUAUAGUUGUGCAGCUUUAAGCAAUGUGGCAGCCAACUCUCAGUACCAUGAAGCCAUGUUGCGAGUUGGGGACCAAUUCCUUCUGCGGACACUCAUUUCUCUCCUGUUUUCAUCUGUGGACAAGGUUUCAAGCCAGGCAUGUGUUUGUCUGAGGAACUUGGCCACAAGUGUGAACAUUCAGGCUGACAUCAUUGCUAUGGACAUCCUGCCCAAGCUGCUGUCUCUCCUUGCAUCUAGCAAUUCAGAUGUUCAACAAGCUUCUAUUGCACUCCUCUGGAUAUUAUCCCAACACCCAGCCAACCAGGACGCUCUGAUGCAUGGAGAGGUGCUGCAGAACCUGGGGAUGCUCUUGUUAACUCACCCAACGGACCCAGGCAUUGUUGGUCACACUGCCUGUAUCAUCAAAAAUCUGAGCCUUUGCAAAACCAGACAGACCUGGCUGAAUCCCCUUUUAGUGCAUGGUCACCAUUCUGUUGUAAUGGAACCAACCUUUGGAUCCUAUCAGCUACCAAGCCAGCAGGAUAAAGUGAUGUCUCUGCUGAAAUGCCACCUGGAGGAAGUCCAGCUCUACCUCAUGAAUUUUCUCAGCCACCAAGAGAUUCGCUUUCAGCAGCUGGGUAUUUCUACGCUGGGCAAAUUACUGGAAGAUCCAGAAUUUUCAUCUGCAUUCAGCCAGAGUCAAUUGAUGGAGUAUCUUGAGCAAGUCCGUCAACAGACAGAAGAAACUCAGGAGCUCCUUAAAAUGGCUACCAGCCACAAAGGCAGUUAA
Molecule: messenger RNA, 1560 nt
Organism: Terrapene triunguis (Three-toed box turtle)
Lineage: Eukaryota; Metazoa; Chordata; Testudines; Emydidae
Product: vacuolar protein 8-like
Exons: 13
Coding region: 1-1560 (519 amino acids)
Biological process (GO): nucleus-vacuole junction assembly
Molecular function (GO): protein-membrane adaptor activity; protein binding
Source: RefSeq, a predicted model, not a curated record